This is a messenger RNA of Didymodactylos carnosus, 624 nucleotides long. The record is from the annotation of a GenBank genome assembly. NCBI's taxonomy places the organism in Eukaryota, Metazoa, Rotifera, Eurotatoria, Philodinida, Philodinidae.
AUGAAAUUGAGUAUUCCUACUGUGUGGGGAGGACAACUAUCCGCAAAAUUGUUUAAAACAAAUGACUCAUCGUCAAAUUGUCUAACAACAAAAAUUAUUGGUGUUCAUGGAUGGUUAGAUAAUUUGAAUAGUUUAUUACCUUUAGUCGAAAAAUUGAAAAAACAAAAUUACGAGAUAUGUUUGUACGAUCGUGCUGGACACGGAUAUUCUUCACAUUUGCCAAAAGCUAUAGAAUAUGAUAUUGGAAAUAAUAUGAGAGAUUUACGAACCGUUGUACAAAACCUUGGAUGGUCAGGUGAAAAAUUUAUUUUUAUUGGUCAUAGCUAUGGUGCAAUAUUGGCACUCACUUAUGCAGCUAUAUAUCGUGAUGAAGUUCAAUGUGUUGUCGCUAUUGAUGCAUUACCUUCCAUUACUUUACGUUCAACUGAAGAUUCCAAUUGGGCAAGUGUUUCGAAAAGAAUUGAUCAAAAUAUAGAAUAUUACAAUCACCCACCAAAAGUUUACGAUACUCAACUAACAUUUGACAAAGCAUUCCAAGUAGUAAAAAGUAUGCGACUGGGUAUAUCAGAUGAAGCUGCAAAAUUACUAACGGAACGAUCAAUCAAAACUGAUGCUGGUGAAUAA